Chroicocephalus ridibundus (black-headed gull) is the source of this 7065-nucleotide messenger RNA. It is a transcript of the gene GNE, whose product is annotated as glucosamine (UDP-N-acetyl)-2-epimerase/N-acetylmannosamine kinase. The coding region runs from base 783 to 2951 and encodes 722 amino acids. Gene Ontology annotation, biological process: UDP-N-acetylglucosamine metabolic process. The transcript has 12 exons. The record is from RefSeq and is a predicted model, not a curated record. NCBI's taxonomy places the organism in Eukaryota, Metazoa, Chordata, Aves, Charadriiformes, Laridae. Gene Ontology annotation, molecular function: UDP-N-acetylglucosamine 2-epimerase activity; hydrolase activity, hydrolyzing O-glycosyl compounds; N-acylmannosamine kinase activity.
GGCGCACCUUUGCGUGUUCGGGGGCGUGUUGAGGGACUGGCCUCCCGCCCGUGGAGGCGAUAGGCCCCCGGAGGAAGUGGCCCUGCCCAGGGUUGCGCGCACAAGCGUGCGCUGCGUGGCGGAAGGGCGCUCCCGUCAGCGUGCCGGUGUCUGCCGGGGGUGCGCGGCGGGAGCGGCGCUCUGCCGUGUGGAAGAAAGGAGGAGCGGGAGGGUACAGCCCACGCGGGGGCAGUAAAUGUGUCCGUGGGCGUGAGAGGCGCAGAGGGGGUGAGCCCGCGCGCGCACACGAGGAAGAGCGGCAGUGGAGGGGUCGAUCCCGUUCCUGGGGGGAGACGGUGGGCAGGGCGUUCCAAUACGUGCGCGGGGUGACACUGAGAGUGCUUUUUCCGCUUACACAGAUGCAUUGAAGGAGGUUGUGUUGGUUUUGUGUAGGGCUGGUUUUGUAGGUGGUGACCUGCGCAGGGCUGCAGGAACAGCACACGUGUGUGCAUACAGGCGAUACAGAAGUGAUGGCUCCAUGGAUGAAGAAGGGUGGCAUGAAUACACGUACUAGUACAUGGUGUGGGAAGAGUUUUGGGCAGAAUGACCAAUAUGCAUACGGCAUAGCAAAGCAAGAGGGACAAUCAAACGAUUCCACAAGCACGCUGGCACAAGUGUAGAGAUUGUAAAGAGGAGUAUUCCAGGCUCUUUGAUUUUGAAAAAUCAUCGCUUCAGAAAUGUGAAUGUAGAAUAUACAGGAAGUGUAUUUCAAGAAUCUUUCAAAACAGAAGCAAAAGGAAGUCAUGGAGAAGAAUGGGAACAACCACAAACUUCGUGUUUGUGUUGCUACUUGCAACCGUGCUGAUUAUUCAAAAUUAGCUCCCAUUAUGUUUGGUAUUAAGGCAGAACCACAGUUCUUCGAGCUUGAUGUUGUAGUGCUUGGUUCCCACCUGAUUGAUGAUUAUGGUAAUACCUAUCGUAUGAUUGAACAAGAUGACUUCGAUAUUCAUACAAGAUUGCACACCAUUGUGAGAGGGGAGGAUGAGGCAGCUAUGGUGGAGUCAGUGGGCCUUGCGUUAGUCAAGUUACCAGAUGUCCUGAACCGCCUGAAGCCUGACAUAAUGAUAGUUCAUGGGGACAGAUUUGAUGCUUUGGCCCUGGCCACAUCUGCAGCCCUGAUGAACAUUCGCAUUCUUCACAUUGAAGGUGGGGAAGUCAGUGGGACCAUUGAUGACUCUAUCAGGCACGCUAUAACCAAACUGGCCCAUUACCACGUGUGCUGCACAAGGAGUGCAGAGCAGCAUUUGAUAGCCAUGUGUGAAGACCAUGACCGCAUCCUUUUAGCGGGAUGUCCCUCAUACGACAAGCUUCUCUCUGCCAAAAACAAGGACUACAUGAGUAUUAUACGCAUGUGGCUAGGUGAAGAUGUCAAAACCAGAGAUUAUAUAGUUGCUCUGCAACAUCCUGUAACCACAGAUAUUAAACAUUCCAUAAAGAUGUUUGAGCUGACACUGGAUGCACUCAUCUCCUUCAACAAGAGAACACUUGUUCUGUUUCCUAAUGUGGAUGCAGGAAGCAAAGAGAUGGUUCGGGUGAUGAGGAAGAAGGGCAUUGAGCAUCAUCCCAAUUUUCGGGCAGUAAAGCAUGUCCCAUUUGACCAGUUCAUUCAGCUAGUUGCACAUGCUGGUUGUAUGAUCGGUAACAGCAGUUGUGGUGUCAGAGAGGUGGGAGCAUUUGGUACACCUGUCAUCAACCUGGGGACACGGCAGACAGGAAGAGAAACAGGUGAAAAUGUCCUUCAUGUUCGUGAUGCAGAUACGCAGGAUAAGAUUCUGCAUGCUCUACAGUUGCAGUUUGGUAAACAGUAUCCAUGCUCAAAAAUAUAUGGAGAUGGUAAUGCUGUUCCAAGGAUUUUGAAGUUCCUUAAAUCUAUUGACCUCAAGGAGCCAUUGCAAAAGAAAUUCUGUUUUCCUCCUGUCAAAGAUAACAUCUCUCAAGAUAUUGACCAUAUUUUAGAGACACAGAGUGCUCUGGCUGUGGAUCUAGGCGGAACAAAUCUCCGAGUAGCAAUUGUCAGUAUGAAGGGUGAAAUAGUUAAGAAGUAUACGCAGCUCAACCCUAAAACUUAUGAAGACAGACUAGAAUUAAUUCUAAAGAUGUGCAUAGAGGCUGCAUCAGAGGCAGUAAAUGUGAACUGCAGAAUUUUGGGAGUAGGUAUUUCCACAGGUGGACGGGUAAACCCCCGAGAAGGAAUUGUGCUUCACUCUACAAAACUCAUUCAGGAGUGGAGCUCUGUGGAUCUCAGAACUCCAAUAUCUGAUGCCUUGCACCUGCCAGUCUGGGUGGACAAUGACGGAAACUGUGCUGCUCUAGCAGAGAGGAAAUUUGGUCAUGGAAAAGGAAUAGAAAAUUUUGUAACACUUAUUACUGGUACAGGAAUUGGAGGCGGAAUCGUUCAUCAACACGAAUUGAUCCAUGGCAGUUCUUUCUGUGCCGCUGAGCUGGGGCAUAUUGUUGUAUCUUUAGACGGACCAGAGUGCCUGUGUGGUAGCCAAGGAUGUAUAGAAGCAUAUGCCUCUGGAAUAGCAUUACAGAGAGAAGCUAAGAAACUGCAUGAUGAGGAUCUGCUUUUAGUAGAAGGAAUGUCAAUGAAGAAGGAGGAGGUUGUUAGUGCUGCACAUCUCAUUCAGGCAGCUAAACUUGGGAACACAAAAGCAGACAGCAUUCUCAGAACAGCUGGGACAGCAUUAGGCCUUGGAGUUGUGAACAUUCUGCACACCAUGAACCCGUCUCUUGUGAUCCUUUCUGGAGUUCUAGCUAGCCACUAUGUUAAUGCUGUCAAAGAUGUGAUAAAUCGACAGGCUCUGUCCUCUGUUAAAACUGUGGAUGUGGUGGUCUCGAAUCUAGCAGAUCCUGCUCUUCUUGGAGCCGCUAGCCUGGUACUGGAUUAUACUACACGUAGAAUAUAUUAGGUACCUGGAAGAAUUCUAGAAAUGAACUAUUCAAAUUCCUAAUGGGUGGAGGGAAUACUUUGCCUAUAAUUUUUCUUUGAUGAGAGCAGCUGCUGAAUCAGAGUAGUUCUGAGUAGUUAGUGACUACUUCAUCAUUUCCUAAUUGAGGUGUUAUCUUUUUGUAUUUUUCCUAAAUUUCAUCUGACUUCAUAGGAACUGAUGUGCAAUUCUGUUGUUUUUAAUCACCCCUGUUGGUAAGUCCCUACGUUGCUUUAAGUGUAGCUGAAUUAUUUAUGAGCAUAUCUUGAUGUAUGGUGGGAAAUGUGCGUAUGGUGUGUCAACUUAUAGCUAACACUUGGGGAUCCAUAUCUCAUUUCCCACCUAUAUGAAAUGAGAAGUCUGUAAUGUGACCAGCUUUUCAGUUUCCAGGUUUCCACCCACAAAGUAAAUAUUAUGUAAUCACCAAUAGCAGGUAGUAAUUUCAGUGGGUAGAAAACAGAGGGAAAUUGCCUCUACAGUCAAAAAGGCUGCAUCUGGCAAUUGUGGUUUAUGAAGAAGUUGGUCGAGGCAGUUAUUUAUUACAUCAUCUUUAAAGGGCACAGUCCCACUUUAGAAGCUUUGCAUAUGAAGAAAAAAGACCAUGGUCUAGUGAGCAUACAGCUUGCAGAACAGUCCAAAGAAACUGACAAGUGUAACAGUGACCAUCUUUGUCUUCUGGCUAUGGCCAACAGUAAAUUAUUUGAUUUUUAUUUGGUGUUUUCUCAAGGGACUUAGUCUACUACUUUUCUGCCAAAUUAGCAGAGAGGGGACUGUUUAUUCUUUGGUAGCCAGUUAGCUGAAAUUCAGCUAUAUGUGGUGCAUCUGAUGGUAAAGAGUCUACUUUUCAAGACAACUCUUCUACUGCAGAGUGACAUAGUGCAUCUCCUCAGCAGUUCUGGUGGCUGCAGGUAUACUGUUCUUGUCCUGCAUUCACCAUCAGCUUGCAGGAUGGAAACUUAAAUCUGAUCCUCGUCCUCACCUUCAAGACAUUCAGAAGCCUGGGAGCAAAAUAUGUCAAAGACCAAUGAAGGCUUGCCUAGGUAAACCAUGGUUUAUGUUUCUUUAACUAGUCCUUCUUGAUAUACAGCUUAGUCUCUAUCCAGCUGCUUUUUAGCACACUUUCAAGAUACUGUAGUAGUAACUAUUUGUCACAAGGAGAAAUUGAAAAACAGACCCAUCUAAGUGAUCAGCUAUCCCAGAAAGAAGAUAACUGUGGAGGAGCAGUCACAAGUCACGUCAAGUCACAAGACAAGAUGUCUAUUUUGACAUCUGACUCAGCCACAGAUGAUACGUUCAGAAGCCUAGUAAUGUACUAGUACAGGGGGAUAAAAGGGGCCAUUUCCACACUAAAAUGCCUUUUGCAACGAAAAAACCUUCUGCAACCACUGCCCUCUGCUCUAAAUAAUCUUGGACUGAAAAGCUGUUAGUAUAGCGAACCACUCUACUGGCUAAUUCUGGGACAUAAUCUACACAAGUUGCCUUUAUUUCAUCCUCUCUUCCACAAGAAAUGCUUACUGAGAACUCACAUCUUCCUAGCAGGUUUUAGAAACACCACCUGAUCUCCUUCUUGGCGUCUCCAGGAAUAAUUGCACAGCCUCUAUACUGUAGUUUUUCUCAGAAUCAGCAAAUACUGGCUCUUAAAGCCUACUACAACUUUGCACAUGGUUAUGUCACCAGGGUUUCUUAAUUCCUUUCCUGUGUGUCUUGGUUUACUUAGUGAUUCCCACUAAUUUCAAUAUUAGAGCAGUAGCUCUGUGAGCAGGCCAAGGAGAAAUCAGCUUUGCUUUACAGUGAUAGUAGCUUAGGGCAGGAGUAACAGUAUUGAGGCUCUAACAGGGAGGAGCCCUAUCAUUUGAUCUUUCUGUCCUCUAGUAUCACAAGGAAUGCCUGACUAAAAGUGGGACCAAGCUUUUGCUUUCCAGACCUCCUGAAGCUCUGUAUUUUCGAUAUAUCAGACUCCAGAUACAGGGUUUUUUUGCUAGCAGCUGAAGGGAGGGUGCAGGCAUAGCAAAAAUAUGAAAGACUAACAUACUUGAAAAGUUUUACUCCGAACACCUUUAGUGGCUAGUCCUGUUACGAAAACGGUUCUUCAAAUGCUUUUGAAAAUGUGUUUUCUGUCAACCGGACAAGAACCUGCUGCAUGUGUGCAAGUGGUGCCAAAUUGUUGCGGUUUUCCCUGAGAAGCCUGUAGGUUUAUAAAAUCAGAAAGAAUAAAAAAAUCAUAUUUAAUAGCAUAUGAGUGAUUUUGUUUGUUUCUCCUUCCUCACCUGUUCAGAAACUUCCCUCCCACUUCAGCCACAUUACUGUGGACGAAGGUUUUAUGGCCACUACCUCCCAAUUGUAUCCAGUCCCAGAGGGAGCAAACAGUAGAUGUUCACAGAACAACUGCAGUACUGUGCUCUCUGGUUACUUGAUGGUGGCCCUAUGUCUUUUGGAGUAGCCCAUACCAUGAAACCAGCCUUUAUAUCCAUUACUGGGAGCGAUGAAGGGGAGCAAAUGUGCAAUAUAACAGCUGAACUCUCCUUCCCCAGCUAUUAUCAGCAUGGCAGAUCCUAAAGCAGCAGUGCAUCCUCAUUACCUGCAAUGGCAGCAUCUGUUAAUACAACCUGUUGGAGGAGGAGGUUUCUUUUCAGUGUCCCUGGUUAGUGCAUGCAGUAUCCCAACUGCUAACCUUCACAAGAAUGCCACUGCCCAGCCCCCAAAGCAGAACUGCAUAUGACAUGCAAGAGCUUGGGCAGGUGGAGACCCGCUCAUGGACAUGCAUGCUUAUAAUCGGCAUCGAAUGAGCAAGGACCAGAAGUAUUUCAACAGCAGAGUGGAAGAAGGUUGGAAAGUGACUUAAAACUGCAGUUCUUAGUGCUGUAGUGUUUAAUUCAUAUAACCAAUGUAAGACCUCUGCCAUUCCCUACAUUGCAUUGCUUCUCAUCCAUAUGCAGCUCAUGGAAAAAGACUGCUUUGUCCAUGACUGCUCUGCCUAAGCAUAGAAACACAACCAGCCAGGACUUGGCACAAUGGGGAGGCCAGUUGAGUUUUGCUAGCUCUCUUCUUACAGAUCAUUGCUGAUGCUUUGCAAGCCACAUAGCUAGUCAGUACAGCAUGGCGGUUUGGAAUUUCUUUUUGGGCUCCUGAGCAGCGAGUUCAGUUAUUCGGUAUUUUGAGUCUUUGAUCUGCCAGCUAGACACUUAGAAUUAACAAAUGCCUCAGCCUUCUGGUGGUCUUGAAGCACUGUCCUUACUCCAUUUAAGUGUAUCAAAACUCUCAGAAACUUGGGCAUACCAUCCAUGGAGGCAAAGUCAGGUUUGUAUCACAAAAACACAUGACAGACAGUAAGGUGCAGACAGAGGUUACACUCUGAUUCAAUCUGCAUUAGUGAAAUCUGAUUGCUCUAGAGAGUUCACAGGCACUAAUAAGGGUAAAACAUGUGGACUAUACACCCCUUGGACCAUUCCAGAUAACUGUGUUUGGAAAAUGGUUUAUCAAAGACACAUUAGAACUCAUGCUUUGGCAGCCAAGGUGUUGGUGCUAAAGCUGUGUAUUUAGUCCACUUGUUUUAGUUUGGCACCACGCAGAUAAUUUGCACCCUGAGAACAUAAUGUGUUUUAAUAACAACUAAAAUUGCUGACGAGAUUCUGAAGAAGACAUAGCAAGCCAAAUUUUUCUUUGGCCUUGCUUAAGUUUGCACAUAGAGUUGUCAUGCUUCUGGGUUGGUUCAUUUGGCAGUUCUUUCUGCUGCUGUCGUAAGUGAGGGGAGCUUUUGAGUUCACAACCCUCUUGACCUCACACAGUUACCAGUUGUAUCCUUAACAAAUCACAAAUUACUGUUAAGGUGUUACUGCUAGCUGAAGAAAGGUUUGCUUGCUUGAAAGCUCACAUUUUUCUCCAUUAGUCUAAAAAGAGGUAAGUCAUCUCCUCACCCCUUUUGUCUUGCUUGUACUAUUAGACCACCAUUGCUGUAACUUUGUACCUGCAGGUGUCUGAAUAUUAGGUCUUCUGGCUUUUUUUGCAUGAAGUGCAUUACACAGAAAUUUUAAAUCCAAACCGAAGUGCCAAAUCUGUGCUUAAUUAGAAAAUGUAUGAAGACUGUACUUAAGGUAAA